GGGAAGAGAGCCCAUAAUGUGCUCAAACCUGUUGCUGGUUCUCCAAAUGCUCUUGAUCUGACCAUGGUCACCUGCUUUUCUGGAUUCAAUUCUUCUGGCUCUAACAUCACGACCGUCAGCUCGGAUGUGGACGCGUUCCCCGGGUACACGAUGGUGAUCCUGGCGAUCCUGAUGAUAACCCUGGUGGUCGUGGUGGUGGUCGGAAACGCGUUCGUCAUCCUUGCCUUCUUCGUGGACAAAAGUCUUAGAAAUCAAUGCAAUUACUUCUUCCUAAAUUUGGCAAUAUCUGACUUCCUCGUCGGGGCCUUCUGCAUCCCGGUCUAUAUUCCCUACAUCCUGACGGGCAGGUGGAUGCUAGGCCGUGGGCUCUGCAAGCUGUGGCUGGUGAUGGACUAUUUGUUGUGCACGGCAUCUGUCUUCAAUAUUGUCUUAAUCAGUUACGACCGCUUCCUGUCCGUUACACGAGCGGUAAGGUACAGAGCCCAGCAGGGGGUCACUCGUCUUGCAGUGGUCAAGAUGUUGGCAGUGUGGGUCUUGGCAUUCCUCCUCUAUGGUCCAGCAAUUAUCUUCUGGGAGCUGCUUGUCGGAGAGAGCAUUGUUCCGGAGGACGAGUGUUUUGCUGAGUUCUACUGCACCUGGUACUUCCUGCUCUCCGCUUCCACGUUUGAGUUCUUCUCUCCUUUCAUCUCAGUGGCCUUCUUCAACUUUAGCAUCUAUCUCAACAUCCAGCGGAGAAACCGUAGCAGGAUGGCACACAUGGAGGCUGAAAAAGAAGACGGAUGGAGGGUCGUAGAUGGCCAGGCCUCAUCCGCGUUCUUCGUGAAAACACGCAAGGUAUCCUCUAGUGAGCCAGCAGCCGUUUCAGCCGUGAUACAAGACCAAGAGGAAGUGUCGCCUUCGUCCAGUGGAGAUCCAAGCAGCACACACUCUGUGUCUUUGACAAUGAAGACGACCAAUACAAAACGGGGAUUGUUCAACGGUUGGGUAAGGACACGCAUAAUACGUGCACAGGAAGCCUCGACCACUUGCGGUCCCUACAGGAGCGGAGGACACGCACGUCUCUCUCGAGACAAGAAGAUUGCCAAGUCUUUGGCAGUCAUAGUGUGUGUUUUUGGGGUGUGUUGGGCACCUUACACACUCCUGAUGAUCAUUCGGGCUGCCUGCAGUGGUACUUGUGUGGAUCAUCAUUGGUACGAAGUCACUUUCUGGCUCCUUUGGCUAAAUUCGGCAAUCAACCCUUUUCUCUAUCCGCUUUGCCACAGUAGCUUUCGCCGGGCAUUUGCCAAGAUUUUGUGCCCCAAACGGCAGUCUGUUCGGCCACACGAGGAGAGCCCUUCAUGCCAAUGA
Molecule: messenger RNA, 1347 nt
Organism: Xyrauchen texanus (razorback sucker)
Lineage: Eukaryota; Metazoa; Chordata; Actinopteri; Cypriniformes; Catostomidae
Product: histamine H3 receptor
Exons: 3
Coding region: 64-1347 (427 amino acids)
Biological process (GO): adenylate cyclase-activating adrenergic receptor signaling pathway
Cellular component (GO): membrane
Molecular function (GO): histamine receptor activity
Source: RefSeq, a predicted model, not a curated record